GCAUCAGAUUCAGUUCGGCUUUUAACAGAAUAAAACCGCCAAGUGUUCAAGUUACCUCUAAUCAGUCAACCAAAAAAAAAAAAAAGAAAAAAAAUGAAGGUCCUCGCCGUUACCGUUUUGAUCGCCUGCUUCAUUGCCGCCAUUAGCUGUGCUCCCCAGUUUGGAUUCGGAAUGUCCGGUUCGGCUGCCAAUGCUGGCUCCCAGAGUUUUAACCAGGGUGGACCAUUUGGAGGAAUGAGCGGAUCGGCUUCUAACGCCGGGGCUCAGAGUUUCACUCAGGGUGGACCAUACGGCGGAAUGAGUGGAUCGUCUGCCAAUGCCGCCUCCCAGAGCUUCAGCCAGGGCGGUGGAUUCCCUCACCAAUUCGGAGGUGGUAUGUCUGGAUCGGGAGCCAACGCCGGUGCCCAAGGGUUUGGAUUUGGUGGAUAAGUGAAUUUGCAUUAAAUACAAUAUGUUCAAAGCUGGUCGACAGAAAUCUCGAAAUGUUAAAAUUUAAAGGCUAGGACCAAUAAAAGUAUUUUCAAGACAAGGGUAAA
This is a messenger RNA of Armigeres subalbatus, 536 nucleotides long. RefSeq names its product keratin, type I cytoskeletal 10-like. The record is from RefSeq and is a predicted model, not a curated record. The transcript has a single exon. Bases 94 to 429 code for a protein of 111 amino acids. NCBI's taxonomy places the organism in Eukaryota, Metazoa, Arthropoda, Insecta, Diptera, Culicidae.